Papaver somniferum (opium poppy) is the source of this 1503-nucleotide messenger RNA. Its product is annotated as cell division protein FtsZ homolog 1, chloroplastic-like. The record is from RefSeq and is a predicted model, not a curated record. Gene Ontology annotation, biological process: chloroplast fission; cell division. The coding region runs from base 43 to 1296 and encodes 417 amino acids. Gene Ontology annotation, molecular function: GTPase activity; GTP binding. NCBI's taxonomy places the organism in Eukaryota, Viridiplantae, Streptophyta, Magnoliopsida, Ranunculales, Papaveraceae. Gene Ontology annotation, cellular component: chloroplast; cytoplasm; cell division site. The transcript has 6 exons.
UCUAAUUCCUUUCUUCACUGUGAGCUUGAGUUUGAAGGUAAAAUGCAGAGCUGCGAGAAAUUAUUUUCUCUUCCCAGUUUUGCCCUAUCAACUAGAAGAAAUUCCUUGUAUACCCUUCAAUCUUCAUUCUCAUCUUCUUCAAGUGUUCAUCUUUACUCAAAACCCUACAAAUGUAAAACCCUAGUAUCGAGAUAUUCAUGUUCUUGUUCAUUUUCUCAAGAUUCAUCUCCUGAGAAUGCGAGAAUUAAGGUUGUUGGUAUUGGUGGUGGCGGUAAUAAUGCUGUUAAUCGGAUGAUUGGAAGUGGUCUUCAGGGAGUUGAGUUCUAUGCUAUAAAUACUGAUGCUCAGGCCUUAGUGCAGUCAAGUGCUGAGAAACGAGUCCAAAUAGGGGAACAAUUGACUCGUGGUUUAGGUACUGGAGGAAAUCCGGAGUUAGGCGAGCAGGCGGCUGAGGAGUCGAAAAAUGCGAUCUGUGAAGUUCUUGCUGACUCAGAUCUUGUUUUUGUUGCCGCCGGAAUGGGAGGUGGGACUGGUUCUGGGGCUGCUCCAGUAGUGGCUCGCUUGUCUAAGGAUGCUGGUUAUUUGACCGUAGGUGUGGUAACAUACCCAUUUAGUUUUGAAGGUCGCAGAAGGUCUGUACAGGCUCUUGAAGCUAUUGAAAAACUUCAGGCUUCUGUGGACACUCUAAUUGUAAUACCCAAUGAUCGGUUGCUCGACGUAGCUCCUGCACAGACACCUCUUCAAGAAGCUUUCCUUUUGGCUGAUGAUGUACUUCGCCAGGGUGUUCAAGGAAUCUCAGAUAUUAUAACUAUUCCAGGCUUAGUGAAUGUAGAUUUUGCGGAUGUGAAAGCUAUAAUGAAAGACUCAGGAACCGCAAUGCUUGGUGUUGGGGUGUCCACAGGCAAGAACCGAGCUGAAGAGGCGGCGCUACAAGCAACCUCAGCUCCAUUGAUAGAAAGAUCAAUUGAGCGGGCAACUGGUGUGGUGUAUAAUAUUACGGGGGGAAAGGACCUAACUUUGCAAGAGGUGAACAGAGUGUCACAGAUUGUAACCAGCUUGGCAGACCCAUCUGCCAACAUAAUAUUUGGUGCUGUAAUUGAUGAUAGAUACACAGGUGAGGUGCAUGUAACCAUAAUUGCUACUGGGUUUUCCCAAACAUUCCAGAAAGCUCUCUUCCUGGAUCCCCAGUCAUCUAAGAGGGAAUCAGCGAAUGCUAAAAAAGAGGCUCCAGUUCCUGUUGCGACAGCAUCAGACAAUGGAUCCUCAACCUUCCCUACUAGAAAACGACUAUUCUGAUUCAAAUCAAAGUCGAAUUCCUUUUCAUGUAUAUUUUCCUACGAGCCUACCUAAAACAGUUGAAUUUUUCAUUUUGCACUGCCUUUCACUACUCGGCUCGAAACAAGAAAUUCUUGGUAUGGUUGUAUCUUAUUCAGUUGGUUUUUCUGAUGUCCACUGUACUCUAGUCUUUUCCAAUCUUUCAUGAUAAUAAUUCCUGUUGUUGCA